Messenger RNA from Fibroporia radiculosa, 2031 nucleotides. RefSeq lists its product as uncharacterized. The record is from RefSeq and is a predicted model, not a curated record. NCBI's taxonomy places the organism in Eukaryota, Fungi, Basidiomycota, Agaricomycetes, Polyporales, Fibroporiaceae. Gene Ontology annotation, biological process: signal transduction. Gene Ontology annotation, molecular function: protein binding. The transcript has 9 exons. The coding region runs from base 1 to 2031 and encodes 676 amino acids.
AUGGAUGCCUCCUCAGGCGAGCUGCGGACGAGUAUACUCGAAUGGGACGAGGGCGAUGUGCACGCAUAUCUCGCAAAGCUCGGCUUUCCUCAAUACGAAAGCCAGGUUCGAGAGCAUAGGAUAACUGGCGACGUUUUGUGUCUUCUUGAUGCAGAAGGUCUCAAGGAAAUGGGAAUUGCAACCAUCGGCCAACGACUCUCAAUUCUCAAAGGAGUCUACAAUAUCAAGCUUGCGCAAGGCAUUCCUAUUGAGUCCGACCACUACGUUCCGCCUUCCGAAGUUGAAGAGCGGAAGGGCCAGCUGAACGUAGAUAGACUGUACAAUCUGCUCCGGGAGCAAAGCGAGAGAUUGAAAUCUCUAGAGGAAGACAAUCGGCGCCUCAGCGAGAGUCUGGACUCUUGCCUUGACGAUGUCAGCAGCAUCCGAAGUAGCACAUUAUUGCGACCGCAGAGCGAGACAGAAAGUCCUGUACGCCAACAUUCCUUUAAAUGGGCGUCCUUCGUGAAGCCUGUUCGUUCGCCCACGAAACCGGCUCCCGAGCCUGCGGAAUCACCACAGCCGUCUCCGCAACGUCUCGAACAUGACAUCAAUUCUAAUGUCGGCCGCAACCCUUCGACGUCGGACCGAUCAAGAUCUCAUGCUAUGUCUAGUUCCAAUGAUCCAGCAUCGAUGUCGCGUUCCGACGCUGGGUCUAGUAGUUCACAGCCUCCCAAGCCGGUGAGACAUGACAGCUCUGACAACCUGAAGAGCUUCAAAGUAAGCUUAGAAGACCCAGCAUGGAAAGUGCUUCCGGCCGCCUUGAAGAAGUACAAGAUCAACAACGACGACUGGCAAAACUAUGCCAUGUUCAUCUGCUAUGGAACCUCGGGCAAUCGCAUUGAGAGAUGCCUCAGCUACGACGAGAAGCCAUUGUUGCUGUUCCAGAAACUCAAAGACGCCAAAAAGAACCCCGUCUUUAUGCUUAAACACAUCAAGGACAUCCGUUCACCUAUUGCUGUCGCGCAGCAGAAGCAGGCUGCGCGCAGGGCAUCAUCGGAAUCGUCUACCAGGUCGCCACCUCUGUCCUCGGCUCAAUUGCGUAGUCAGGGACAUUCCCAGGGAGGGAAGGACAUCAGUGCUCGUCCACCAAAGCUUCAGGUCAACAGCCAAUUAAAUGUGGCAUCUGGACUCAUGACGGGCGUGUCGAGCGCGCAGUCAGGGUGGCCGGAAUUGAUGUCGCCUGCGGUGGAAAGCAAGGACCGUAUCGAAGAGGUUGGUUUGGUAGAGAACAGCAAGUCUCACAACGGGAAUGGGUCAAGUGUGACAGACGGUCCGGACACUAUGUCUGCCCCUACAGUUUUGAGAGAAAUCCCACCGUCGACGGGCGUAUCGUAUGCAGUUGCGAUCUACCCGUAUAUGGCAGAGCAGGAGGAUGAGUUCGACGUCGUUGUCGGCGAUACAUUCAUCAUUCUCUCCAGAUCUCGUGGCUGGUGGGUCGUGCAAAGAGACCCGGCAGGCGCCGGAACGAUUGAGCCUGACACGAGCAAGCAGGGCUGGGUCCCCGCAGGUUGUCUACUUGAGACUAAAGUGCCAGUUGCCUCCGCUAUUGCGGAAGCGACGUCACGAGGCGGUUCUACAUCUAAUUCGCCACCGGAAUCGCCUGGGAAGACCCCCAUUCUGCCGCUCAGUAUCCUCUCUACUAGUUUCCCGGGGAUUGCCUUGAUGGAUUACAAGAAGAAAGGCGACGAGGAACUUAACCUGGCCAAGGACGACUUCCUUAGGGUUUUCAAGAGAUAUAACCAUUGGUCAUAUGCUGUCAAGGAGGAAACCGGCGAUCGUGGUUGGGUUCCUUCCUGGUUCAUCGGCAAAGUUCCAACAACUGCAGGGGCACCUCAGACGCCAAGUACGAGCAGUGCUCCCAACACACUUACUGCGUCCUAUGGAGAAGGAGAUUCGCGGUAUGGGAAUGACUCACUACUCCAGCAGAACCAGGUCUCUCCCAUGUCCUCCGCGUUCCCUCCAAUGCAGACCCGGACGGCGGCAGUCGUCUGA